UGUUACAGGGCCACCUGGAGGUGUACCCAGCCUAGCUAGGCUUCUGGAGGAGGCACCAGAAAACCCGGUUCUUUGCCCUUUGGGUCCUUGCGUUUGGUACCAUGUUGUGAACGAGAGAGUUCAUCUGUCAUCCUGCAGUUGCUGGACAAUAGCUCCCGCACAGGCAAAGAGAACAAACCCGGGUUGAGAAGGGAAGACGGCCGGGCUAUGCUGGUGCAGCCUGUCGAUGUGAUACCAGCCCUGGCUGCAACAUCUGCAGGAGGUUUUACCUCCUUGUGGUGAGGGGCAGGAGCUGCGUGCGCACCUCCCAGUGCCUUGGCUGGCUUCCGGGGGUGCUCCUGACCGCAGGUGUCCAGCUCCACUCCCGGGCUCGGCUGGUGCUCGGUGCCAUCAUCCCCGAGGCCGAGGACAGGCCCCCGGGCGGUGCCCCUGGGCAAAAGCGGAAGCGACGAUGCCCACAGUGAGCAGGAGCGGUCGCUUUGAAAACCCCUCCGCUGCCUGUCUGCCGAGAUACUGAUGACGCUCAAGCAGCGGCUGUAUAAAAUGCGGCGAGCGAGGCGGGCUGGGACCUGUGCGGAGCGGUGGCCAUGGGGCUGCUCGGAGCUAUGCGGGGUCUCAUCGUGCUCCUGGUCCUGGUCGCGCUGGGAGAGGCGGACGAGGCACCAAAGGUGGAUGUAUACUCCCGAGAUCUUGUCACUAUGGGAAAGGAAAACACCCUCAACUGCUUUGUGAGUGGUUUCCACCCUCCAAGGAUUGAAAUCUCCCUCCUCAAGAAUGGGGAGCCCAUGAACAACGUGAAAUACACAGACUUGACCUUCGAUGACAAGUGGCACUUCCAGCGCCUGGCAUACGUGCCUUUCACCCCCCAGAAGGGUGACAUCUACCUUUGCAGAGUGGUCCAUUCUACCUUCAGGGAGCCACAGUAUUUCCAGUGGGAUCCAGACUUCUAAGCUGUUCCUGGAAUAAGUGUGGUCUGAAAAGUUCUGCCUUGCAAGUCCAGAUCUUCUCGGAACUUCUGUCCUUUCUGCACAUCUCACUUGUGGAUCUGAUGAAAAGCAGCUAUCGGCUUCAUUGCAGAAGAAUUUUCUUUAGUAAAGCUUAUGUCAUUUACUCAAAGCACUACAGGUGAUAGGCCUGCUUUUUAGCACAGAGCUAUAAAAGUCUGUGUUACUGAUUAAAAAUCAGUCUAAAUUCUUCAGUGCUCUGAGUUGCACAGGAUUUUUAUCUCAAUAAAAUUGAAUGACUUCAGUAGGGUCUCUUGAAGAAGAAAGAAGAAUUAAAGUUUCAUGUGGGAUCUGCCUGGGCACAGCCUCCUGUGUGCCUCUGAGGGGAAGGCAUCAAGUUAAAGAUAAAAGGGAAAAAGUAAUUCUGGGGACGCUCGGUCUGAUCUUCAAACUGUGUGAGAGGAAAAGGAGGGAUGGGCAGGAUGUGGGACCCACUUCAAGGGGGAGAGCUCCAGCUGAUGACUCUUGUGAGCGUGUGUUGUAAAGCUGGACUGAGGGGAAGGCGAGGUGUGUGUCAGUGACUUUCACUUCUGGUUUUCUGUUCCAUGAGUGGUUGACCACAUGGAGAAGUCCUUUUGGGGACAAUCUCCUGCUGUACUGUAGGGGUUUGAUGGUAGUAGUCCAAAAUGGUGCUACUUUGUAAUGUUCAUCAGACCGCUUUCAUUCUAUGGAGAAAUAAGUAGGAUUGCUGGAUGAGCGCUGGAUCAAAGAGGAUCUCAUCAGUGUGGAUAUCAUGUAUGUGAACAAGGAUUCCUGGCAACCCAGUGGGUGUGAUCUAGCACAUGUCUCUUCUUGGGUAUAUUAAGAUUUGCUUUGGCUGGUGGUGUAAUGCACUUGGUAUUUAGGCUUGUUUUGCAGCUUAUAACCACAGUUCUAUUAAAGACUGGGAAAAUUCAAA
Messenger RNA from Melopsittacus undulatus (budgerigar), 1902 nucleotides. It is a transcript of the gene B2M, whose product is annotated as beta-2-microglobulin. The record is from RefSeq and is a predicted model, not a curated record. The transcript has 4 exons. NCBI's taxonomy places the organism in Eukaryota, Metazoa, Chordata, Aves, Psittaciformes, Psittaculidae. The coding region runs from base 588 to 950 and encodes 120 amino acids.